GCGGCGACGGGGGCCGGGCCGCGCGUGACCCGCCGCAGUCACGCCGUUCUUAAUCACUAGUAGCUGGUGCUCCAGGCUGGCGGCGCUCACCUUUCUCCUAGCCGGGUGACCCAGGGGAUUUAUUUUAUGUUGGCUUUCUCUGAAAUGCCAAAGCCACCCGAUUAUUCAGAGCUGAGUGACUCUUUAACGCUUGCCGUGGGAACAGGAAGAUUUUCGGGACCAUUGCACAGAGCAUGGAGAAUGAUGAACUUCCGUCAGCGGAUGGGAUGGAUUGGAGUGGGAUUGUAUCUGUUAGCCAGUGCAGCAGCAUUUUACUAUGUUUUUGAAAUCAGUGAGACUUACAACAGGCUGGCCUUGGAACACAUUCAACAGCACCCUGAGGAGCCCCUUGAAGGAACCACAUGGACACACUCCUUGAAAGCUCAAUUACUCUCCUUGCCUUUUUGGUUGUGGACAGUUAUUUUUCUGGUACCUUACUUACAGAUGUUUUUGUUCCUAUACUCUUGUACAAGAGCUGAUCCCAAAACAGUGGGCUACUGUAUCAUCCCUAUAUGCUUGGCAGUUAUUUGCAAUCGCCACCAGGCAUUUGUCAAGGCUUCUAAUCAGAUCAGCAGACUACAACUGAUUGACACGUAAAAUCAGUCACCGUUUUUUCCCUAUGAUUACAAAACUGCCAGUCCUAUAUGGAGUCUGAUCACAAGACUGCAGUUUCUUCACAGAUCUCAGGAAGUUGUGGUGGGGCAGAGGCUUUUUAAAAACAUGUGAUUAGGGAGCUAUCUUUAUCUGAAUAAUAACGAAUUUUUAGGUAAAACCUGAGAUAGAGUACUACAAAAUCAUGUUGAUGACUUCAGAUUUUGGAAGUUAAAUCAUGUCUGUUAUUUGCAUUCUUUAGAAACUUGACUAAGUACCUGAAUUCAUAUUUCUAUUCUACUGUGCAACAUAGUGAUGAUUCAGAAAUUUUUCCUUUGGGGAAAAAAAUGAAUAUGAACAUUUCCAUUGUGUUAAGUGUAAAAAGGUCCAGACAUGAUCAUAAAAUUUAAAUUUUAUACAA
Messenger RNA from Pan troglodytes (chimpanzee), 1051 nucleotides. It is a transcript of the gene LYSET, whose product is annotated as lysosomal enzyme trafficking factor. The transcript has 2 exons. Lineage: Eukaryota; Metazoa; Chordata; Mammalia; Primates; Hominidae. The record is from RefSeq and is a predicted model, not a curated record. The coding region runs from base 127 to 636 and encodes 169 amino acids.